Prunus mume (Japanese apricot) is the source of this 1302-nucleotide messenger RNA. NCBI's taxonomy places the organism in Eukaryota, Viridiplantae, Streptophyta, Magnoliopsida, Rosales, Rosaceae. The record is from RefSeq and is a predicted model, not a curated record.
ACAUUUGCUUCCAAAACCAAAAGAUUUAUUGUUGGAGAGCUAAAACCCUCGCAAUUUUCUCUUCAAAAUCAGUUACUUUACAGACCCAUCACCACUGAAAUCUCAGAAAAUCCAAACAAUUUCACAGUCGCUUACCUCAUAAACUCAUGUGGCUUGUCGCCGGAAGGUGCGAUUUCAGCAGCCAAGUGGGUCGAGUUGCAGUCCCCAGAGAGAGCAGACUCUGUUUUGGCCCUUUUGAGAAACCAUGGACUCUCUGGAAUCCAGAUCUCCAAGCUGGUGAGGUCGCGUCCACAACUUCUUUUAGCCAAUCCUGAGAAAACCCUUUUGCCCAAGCUUGCGUUUUUCAGCUCCCUUGGAAUUUCAAGGCAGGACCUUGCAAAAACUCUGGCUUUUAAUCCGAAGCUUUUGUCACGAAGCUUGAAGAAACAGAUCAUACCCACGUACAAUUUCCUUAGGAGUCUGGUUUCUGAGAAAAAGCUUGUUGCUAUUUUCAAGCACAACUCGUGUAUUUUCGUGGAAAGCAACUGCAAUGUGUUGGCAAAUAUUGGACUUCUGAGAGAAUUGGGUAUGCCCCAAUCAUGCAUUUCUAUGUUGCUAGCUCACUACACUACCUCUUUGAUGAUAAAUCCUGAAAAUUUUGGUCAACUUGUGGGUGAGGUUAAGGAAAUGGGAUUUAAUCUGGAAAAGUCGACUUCAGUGAAUGCAAUGCGUGCAUUGUGUGGUAAAAAUAAGCUGAUAUGGAAUCGAAGUCGAGAAGUUUUGAGGAGGUGGGGUUGGUCUGAGGAUGAUGUUCUCUCUGCUUUCAGGAAGAACCCGCAGUUUAUGAUUGUGUCAGAGAAGAAACUACUGCAGGCAAUGGACCUUUUAGUGAAUAAGAUGGGAUGGCCAUCAGAAAUGAUUGCCAAAUAUCCAGUGGUCCUGAGCCUCAGUUUGGAGAGGAGACUUAUUCCAAGGUGUUCGGUUGUUAAAGUUCUAUUGUCGAAAGGAUUGGUAAAUGAAAACUUGAAUUUAGGUUCUGUGUUGCUUCCUGCAGAGAAGGAGUUCUUGGGGAGGUUUGUAACCGGAUAUCUCGAAGAAGUACCGCAAUUGUGGGAUGUGUAUCAAGGGAAAGUGGAUAUCCAGGAUGUAUGAUAUUGAUACCUUGAAAUGGCUGAGCUUGUAUAUAGACUUAACCCCCUGAAUAUCCAGGUUUGUAACCAUCACUCACAUGUAUUAGCUUGCUUUUGGCACAAUAUUAGAAGGUCGUCUUGUACCCUAGAAAUUUUCCCAACGUGUUAUUUAAUUCUGCUGGAAGUAAAUUCA